This is a messenger RNA of Olea europaea var. sylvestris, 1255 nucleotides long. Its product is annotated as protein usf. NCBI's taxonomy places the organism in Eukaryota, Viridiplantae, Streptophyta, Magnoliopsida, Lamiales, Oleaceae. Gene Ontology annotation, molecular function: hydrolase activity. The record is from RefSeq and is a predicted model, not a curated record. The transcript is spliced from 6 exons. Bases 1 to 1032 code for a protein of 343 amino acids.
AUGUCGGGUUCGACAGUUCAACUGUCGAAACUAUCGACAAGUUUCGGGCGUGUUUGCUACCUUGUUGAAAACAUUAAUGGUUAUAAUGAAUUCUCAACUACAACAACUACAUUAUCACAGUGGGACUCAUCACUCAUCAAGCCCAGUUAUAUUGAAGUGUCGACUGAAGGACAAAAUGAUAUCCAACUGACUCUUCACAAAACCCCCUUCAUCCACACCAAACCCAAUUUACUCACAUACCCAGCUUUCUCCCUAUCUUGGAAUCUCUCUAUUCAUCUUCAUCAGGUUCGUGCAAUGGCUUCGGAUUCUGCCUCCUCCUCAACUUUCAAAAAAAUCAAGAUUCAGAGAGACGACACGACAUUUGAUGCCUAUGUGAUUGGGAAAGAAGAUGCUCCUGGACUUGUAGUGCUUCAGGAAUGGUGGGGGGUUGAUUUUGAGAUCAAGAACCACGCACAGAAAAUAUCUCAGUUUGAACCUGGCUAUAAAGCGCUGAUCCCAGAUUUGUACCGAGGAAAGGUUGGUUUGGAUGUUGCUGAAGCACAACAUUUGAUGGAUGGUCUUGAUUGGCAAGGCGCGGUGAAGGAUAUUCAAGCCUCAGUUAACUGGCUUAAGGCAAAUGGUUCAAAGAAGGUUGGUGUAACUGGUUACUGCAUGGGGGGUGCUCUUGCUAUUGCAAGUUCUGUGUUGGUUCCUGGGGUUGAUGCUGUGGUAGCCUUUUAUGGUGUGCCUUCGCCAGAGCUUGCAGAUCCUCUCCAUGCUAAGGCACCUGUACAAGCACAUUUUGGUGAGCUUGACAAUAUUGUUGGAUUUUCUGAUGUGAAGACAGGGAAAGCGUUGGAGGAAAAGCUGAAGGCAUCAGGAGUUCCACAUGAAGUACAUAUUUAUCCAGGAGCUUCACAUGCCUUUAUGAACAAGUCCCCCGAAGGGGUGCAGAGAAGAAAAAAUAUGGGACUGACUGAUGAAGAUGAUGUAGCAGUCGAGUUAGCAUGGACCCACUUCCGUAAUUGGAUGAAUCGCUUUUUGUCCCCCUGAACUCUCCGUCUAAUCGUGUUAUUUCUCAGCACCUCUGUUUUUAUGGUGAUACCUUGUGUGAAAUAACUUAUUAUCUCGUCUGAAGACAUGGGCCUAUCUGUGUUGUGUCCUAUCUGAGUAAUAUAAGGUUUUGUAUCACUCGUUCUAUUUGUGGUUAUGGAUGUGAAAACAUGCUUUUCGACUUUAUCGAGGAACUUAUGUUAUCUGUCUGUUUAUGACGGUA